This is a messenger RNA of Styela clava, 668 nucleotides long. RefSeq names its product protein cornichon homolog 4-like. Lineage: Eukaryota; Metazoa; Chordata; Ascidiacea; Stolidobranchia; Styelidae. Gene Ontology annotation, biological process: vesicle-mediated transport. The record is from RefSeq and is a predicted model, not a curated record.
CUAUAUUUAAAAAUUAAUAUAGCCUGAUCGCUGGAAAAGGUGUUAUGUACUGAUGACUUGAAGAGAAAAUAUGGGAGAUGGAUUAGUAUUUGCAUUUGCUCUGGCUGACUGCGGAUUCCAACUUUUUAUGGCCGUAUACUUUCUUAUUACUCUGUCCGAUUUGGAAUGUGACUACCUAAAUGCAGCAUCAUGUUGUUCUCGACUAAAUAAACUUGUUCUUCCAGAACUAAUCGGAAUUGGAUUGACCUGUAUUAUAUUUUUAUUCACUUGGCAUUGGUUUGUUUUUUUAUUGAAUGCACCAUUGUUGGGAAUCUUACUUUAUCGGUAUCUUCAUAUUCCAUCAGGGAAUAUAGGAAUGUACGAUCCAACUGAAAUACACAAUAGAAGACAGUUGCAAACACACAUGAAAGAAUGUAUGGCGAAAACUGCUUAUCACGUUAUUUUCUUUUUCAUCUAUUUGUAUUGCCUUGUUUACUCUUUGGUUGUUACAAGCUCUGCAGAGUAAUGGAAUUGGCAUCCUAUAUUGCAGAACUUCACAACUAUGCACAAUGGCUGAAAAAACAGGGGCCUGCAAAGGCGAGGGUUUCAUGCACUUCUGUCAUUACCUACAUCGGUACUUUGAGAUCAAUAAUCAUAUAAAGUUUCAAAAUAAAUAUUUUAUUAUUUAG